AUGGAAUCUUGUUCAGAUAAAUAUAACAACGAGAUCCAUCUACUCCAUCUCACAGCAGCUAAAUUCAUGGAUCUAAAAGGAACCCAGCUUCUACUUUUGUUGUUUGCUUUUCUGUGCUCUCAAGUGAGAAAACUCAAUGGAGAUUCAAUCCCAGGCUGCAUGCUGAUUGAAAGGAAUGCUCUUCUUGGGUUCAAAGCAGGCCUCAAAGAUCCCACCAACAGGCUAUCUUCUUGGGUCGGUGACGACUGCUGCACAUGGGAAGGCGUCGCUUGUGACAACCCGACUGGCCACGUUGUCAAGCUAGACCUCCAAAACCCAGACCAAGAUUUCUCAUUAUCCAUUGACGAUCUUCCACAGCACAACAAGUGGUCCUUGGGAGGUGAGUUGAGGCCUUCCUUACUUGGUCUGAAGCACCUGAAUUAUCUUGACCUGAGCAUGAACAACUUUGGAGGACUACGCAUCCCAGAAUUCCUGGGCUCAUUCCGUCAGCUAAAAUAUCUUGACCUCUCCUAUGCUGGUUUGGGUGGACUGAUCCCACCCCAGCUUGGGAAUCUAUCGAGCCUCCAAUAUCUUUAUCUCCAAAGUGAUAUCGACAUUAUGCCUCCUGUUACUGAAUUAAGCAUUGAUAAUGCCCUCUGGAUUUCUCAUCUUUCUUCUCUACGAUAUCUGAAUAUGACGGGUGUGAAAUUCAGGGAAGGUGCUCACUGGCUGCAAGCACUAAACAUGCUCCCUUCUAUUGUUGAGGUACACUUAUUAUUUUGUGACAUCAAGGACAUUCCAGCCUCUCUUCCUCAUGUGAAUUUUUCUUCACUUUCUGUUCUUGAUCUUUCUAUGAAUUACAUUAAUUCGAUGAUGCCUGCUUGGUUGUUCAACAUAAGUAGCCUCGAGCAGCUUGAUCUCAGCAACAAUUUUAUUCAGGUCAUCAUUCCGCCUACAAUUAAGAAUCUAGCUUCGCUCAAUUUCCUUGAUUUAUCUGGUAAUCAGUUUCUUGAAGGCAAAAUCCCGGGUGCACUUGGGGGUCUGUGUAAGCUGCAGCAUUUGCGACUGCGGGGCAUUAAUAUCAGCAAAAAAUUGCAUGAAUUUGACGAAGGUUUUAAUGGAUGCAUCAAAAACAGCCUAGAGACUCUGGAGAUGACGGACACCCAGUUUAGCGGUUAUUUGCCGGGCUGGUUGGGGGACUUCAGAAUGCUCAAAGUUCUGGAUUUGAGUGACAACUCAAUUUCUGGUCCUAUACCUACAUCAAUUGGGAGACUGUCGGCACUUCAAGAAUUACAUCUUUCCAAUAAUAAACUGAAUGGGACCAUCCCAGGAAGUCUUGCAAGUCUUGCGGAGCUAGUUUCUUUAGACCUUUCCAUUAAUGAGCUGAAUGGGACUAUCCCAGGAAGUCUUGGAAGUCUUAAGGAGCUAGUUUUUUUAGACCUUUCCAUUAAUGAGCUGAAUGGGACUAUCCCAGGAAGUCUUGGAAGUCUUAAGGAGCUAGUUUUUUUAGACAUCCGGUCGAACUUUUUGGUGGGUGUCGUGUCUGAAGAUCACUUUGCCAAUUUCACCAAAUUGAAUUAUCUAGAUUUGUCAGACAACCAAUUAAUUUUGAAUCUGACGUCUCAUUGGAUCCCCCCUUUUCAGCUUCAAAUCUUAAAUCUUCGUUCUUGCAAGCUGGGACCACAAUUCCCAUCGUGGCUCCAGAUGCAAAAAAAUAUUACCGAUCUAGAUAUCUCCAGCAAUGGAAUUUCAGACAGUGUGCCAGAUUGGUUUUGGGGGUCAUUUUCCCGGAAUAUAACUUCCUUGGAUAUCUCCAGCAAUGGAAUCACUGGUCCUUUGCCAAAUUUUUAUUCUUCUGCUAUGCUGUCGCUAGACCUAUCAAACAAUUCAUUUUCAGGAGUGAUUCAUCCUGGUAUUGGCAAAAGUAUACCUAAUUUGCAACAUCUCUCCCUUUCCACAAAUAAUUUAAGCGGUAAAAUUCCCUUAUCUCUUUGUCGGCCCGAGUUUUGGGUAUUUGAUCUUUCAAAAAAUCACUUGUUGGGUGAGCUCCCUGAUUGCUGGAACCAAUCUUCUGGUAUCACUGUCAUGGAUUUUUCAAGCAACAAUCUAUCUGGAAGCAUUCCACCAUCAAUCUGUUCAUUACAAGGGUUCGAGUCGUUGCAUUUGAGUAACAAUAAUCUAUCAGGAGAACUCCCAUUAUCCUUGAAGAGUUGUGUGAGUUUAGGAACUCUUGAUCUUGGACAUAAUGGAUUCAUUGGUACAAUACCUACUUGGAUAGGAGAAAGUUUGUUGUUCUUGAGUAUCCUUCGCUUACGAUCAAACAAGCUUGUUGGAAAUAUUCCUCCUAAUCUAUCAAGACUAAGUGUUCUUCAAAUCUUGGAUCUUGCUAAUAACAAUUUAUCAGGAACCAUUCCUUCGAGCUUUGAGAACUUCACUACCAUGAAAGUGUUACAGGGGACUUACGGAGACAUUUCAGAUUAUCUUUAUUACAAUGAAAAUUUGCAAGUGACCAUGAAAGGAAGGGACAAUGAGUUUUCCAGAUUCCUUUUUCUUGUGAUUGCUAUGGACCUUUCAGGCAAUAACUUGUCUGGUAAAAUACCAGAAGAACUAGCCAACCUUCUUGGACUAGUGAGCUUAAACUUGUCUGGAAAUCAUCUGACAGGAGAGAUCACAGAAAAGAUUGGUGCAUUACGACAGUUGCAGUCACUUGACUUAUCAAGAAACAACCUUUACGGUGGAAUUCCUUCAAGCAUGAUUGCCCUAUCCUUUUUGAGUUACUUGAACUUAUCAUAUAACAACUUGUCAGGAAGAAUUCCAUUAGGUAAUCAGCUUCAAACCUUCACUGACCCGUCUAUCUACGCUGGUAAUUCUGGUCUUUGUGGGUUCCCAUUAGCUCAAAAGUGCAAAGAUGACAAGACAAAUCAAGGUCCAAAUGCUGUUGGAGGGGAUGAACAAAAUGAUAAUGCCAUGGAUGAAGAAGGAUCUGAAAUCGAGUGGCUGUAUAUGAGCAUGGGGCUAGGAUUCGCAGUCGGUUUAUGGGCCGUUUUUGGUCCAUUAUUAUUCAACAGAAAAUGGAGAGAAGCCUAUUUUCGACUUAUAGAUCAAGUUUAUGAUAUGGUUUACGUGGCCCUGGCAGUGUCCUUCAAUAGGUUGAAAGAGCACAAUGCUGUAGCACGAUUGUUUAUGAUAUGGUCUACAUAA
This is a messenger RNA of Phoenix dactylifera (date palm), 3180 nucleotides long. The record is from RefSeq and is a predicted model, not a curated record. NCBI's taxonomy places the organism in Eukaryota, Viridiplantae, Streptophyta, Magnoliopsida, Arecales, Arecaceae.